This is a messenger RNA of Siniperca chuatsi (mandarin fish), 5238 nucleotides long. It is a transcript of the gene adrb2a, whose product is annotated as adrenoceptor beta 2, surface a. The transcript is spliced from 2 exons. Gene Ontology annotation, cellular component: membrane. The record is from RefSeq and is a predicted model, not a curated record. Gene Ontology annotation, biological process: negative regulation of smooth muscle contraction; norepinephrine-epinephrine-mediated vasodilation involved in regulation of systemic arterial blood pressure; adenylate cyclase-activating adrenergic receptor signaling pathway. The coding region runs from base 172 to 1428 and encodes 418 amino acids. NCBI's taxonomy places the organism in Eukaryota, Metazoa, Chordata, Actinopteri, Centrarchiformes, Sinipercidae. Gene Ontology annotation, molecular function: norepinephrine binding; beta2-adrenergic receptor activity.
CUGGGAGACACAUUAGAAGAAACACUGCUCAACUGAGGGACUGAGUGAGUGAGACACACGGAGCUUAAGAAAAACAGACAGUAGAAAGAAGGACAUGUGAUAGUGAAUACUUUGCAGGAACUACCUGAAUAGUGACAUUUAUGCUUUGUAUGGGAGGCACCACCUGUGGAGAUGGGAAGCACAACCCCCCCAGGGUACCUCAAUGUGAGUACAGCAAUGAUCAACACUUCAACAGUUCCACCUAAGAAUGAGGAGAAUUACAGUGAGGCAACAAUGAUCCUGCUGGGCAUGAUCAUGUCCUUACUCGUCUUGUGCAUUGUCUUUGGCAACAUCCUGGUAAUAACAGCGAUCGCCCGCUUCCAGCGUCUCCAAAAUGUCACCAACUGUUUCAUCACAUCCCUGGCCUGUGCUGACCUGGUCAUGGGUCUCAUUGUAGUGCCUUUUGGUGCCUGUUACAUUAUCUUUAAGACCUGGCACUUUGGUAGUUUCUGGUGUGAGUUCUGGACUGCAACUGAUGUGCUCUGUGUGACUGCAAGCAUCGAGACACUGUGUGUCAUAGCUAUAGACCGCUAUCUGGCCAUCACUUCUCCCUUCCGCUACCAGUCGAUGCUGACCAAGUGCAAGGCUCGCAUUGUGGUUGUGCUGGUGUGGGUGAUUGCCGCCUUGAUAUCUUUCCUGCCCAUCCACAUGAAGUGGUGGAUAUCAGAUGAUAAGGAAGCUAAAAAGUGCAUUGAGGACAGUAACUGCUGCGAGUUCUACACUAACAUGGCUUACGCCAUCACCUCCUCUAUCAUCUCCUUCUACAUCCCUUUGGUCAUCAUGGUUUUUGUCUACAGCCGCGUUUUCCAGGAGGCCAAGCGGCAACUGAAGAAGAUUGACCAAAGUGUUGGACGUUUUCAUAACAGCGACAACAGAAACCUCAAAUCUCUGGAGGCUAACAACGGGCGUAGCAACAAGAAGGCCAAGUUUUGCCUGCGGGAACACAAAGCCCUAAAGACACUGGGCAUCAUCAUGGGGAUCUUCACUCUGUGCUGGCUGCCCUUCUUUCUGCUUAAUGUAGUGGUGGCCAUAUGGAAGGUGGAGAACAUCGACCUCACCUUCAGGAUACUCAACUGGAUAGGUUAUGCAAACUCUGCCUUCAACCCGCUCAUUUACUGCCGGAGUCCUGAGUUCAGGUAUGCCUUCAAGGAAAUCCUCUGCAUGAAGUCAAACCACCUCAGCAACCCAGGGCCCGUGAAUGGAUACAUCUACAGCAGGCACAGCUGGCAGAGCGAACAGCAAGGGAGGAGUAAGGGCAGCUCGGAAGACAGUGACGCCAAUGAAGGGUGUCUGGGGAAGGGAGCGGGGGUCUGCAGUGCUGUGGACAGAGCAGUGGAUCCCAAUGGGAAUUGCAACAAAGGCCUAAUGACUGUAACGACUGUCCUUUAAACUGGGAUCCCUGAGACUUCUGUCAGCAGGGCGAUCCAGACAUGUUUACACUGCUAUCAUAAACGUUUUCCAAUUGACUAAUGAAGGUAAGCCCGGUCAAACUGACUGGUAGAGUCUCUGGAGACUGUUUUAAAGAAACCGUAAUAAUCAUGUUCAGCUGAGGAAAGUACGUAUUUCUCUUCCUCUUUCAACACAGUGAAUAAAUAAUCACUGUCCUUUUGUUACAUUUAUCAUGUUUCAUUUCCAUCUACCUCAUCACAUCUUUUUCAAUAUUUGACUAUCAAAAUUAUUUCACUAAACUCAGUGCCCACAGGAGUUACACUAGGGCAGUAUCUCAGCUGUUUAUUUACUCUACUAAAUGGUCUGUGUAUUAUAUAAUUGCAUAUCAUCCGGCAUGUGGGCAUGUUUUUAUCAUUUCUUGGAAAAAGAUCUCACAACUUACUAGCAUAAAAAUGUUUUUGAAAUUCAAAGUAAAUGUUGUUGGAGGCUGUAAAUUCCAUUCGGGCAUGCCAAUUCAACAUAGAUAGUGGGUUCUCAUUUCCAUCAGAAAAUGGACGAGGAGUAUGGAAGGAUCAAACGUAAAGCCUCUUUGGUGCUUUGUUUGAAGAAAUACAUUCCAAAUCAAGCAGAAUUAUAAUUUGGAUUCAUUUCAUUUCCAUUUUUUUGUUUUUGAUAGAUUGCAUCAGUGUGAAAGACGAAACAGGUGUGGCAGAAACUCUCUCUCUCUCUCUCUCUCUCUCUCUCUCUCUCUCUGCUCACUGUUCAGCAAUGUUGUGAGACCCUGCUCCCUGCUCUAGUGUUUUGCAGCCUGGUGCAUAGGAGUUUCUGUUGCCAGCAGAUAGCACCAGAGAUAUGAAGUUAUCUUCAUCUCACUGGUGCAAGCUGAGAAACGCCUGGGCCCAUCCUCUGUUAGUCAUAUGAUAAAUGAUUGUAUACAUUGUAUCAGCUAGAUUCCAUUAUCAGCAUUAAAUCUAUCUAAUAUAUUUCAGUGCAUAUGGUUAGUGUGGCUAUUCCUGGGUAUUGACCUAAAUUCUAAUUUAUUGGCACUCAAAAUUAGUUUUUUUAAGUUUGCUACUGCACAGCCUACCAGUCAUAUCUCCAGUCAUAUUGUGCAUGCAGUCCGUGGGUUCAUAUGUAAACGUAUACCGAAAGUAUUUGGUACAUUAUAUAGCCAUUACAUAAGCGUAAGGCAAACUAUUAGUCUCUCCUGUCCCCUCUAUGUGCUGGUAACAACAGUAACAGUUGUCCCUUUUGUUGCACAAGCCCUGUUUGUUUAUUACAUUUUGUGGUUGCUGUGUUUCAGCAUGUACAGUGUUUACUGAAACCAGAGAAGCCGUUUCCUUAGUCAUGGCACAAGGGUACAAGCCACACACAAUAAUAAACAGUACAUCGAAAUAGCAAAGUGAUAACAAAGUUCCAGGCCCCAGACAUGGUGGUGGGGACCACUCAGGCCAAUAAACGGAGAUGAGAAAAACAAUUAGCACUCCUGAACAGUGCACCUUUGUCACUGCACCCUGACAUUUCCCAGAGUCUCCUCACUGUAAACGAAUGUCUGGAUCUUUCUGAAAUCAGUCUAACAUUUAGAUAAGACACUCACGCAGUUGUUUCCGUCACUCUACUUUAGACACUGCUUGGUGAGCAGUCUCCAGGAAAUGCCCCAGUCCAGCUGAGCCCAGCCCAAUAAAGACGAAUAAAUCCAUUAUCUCUGCCGUUUAGCUGGAGAAUCAGAUAACUCCCUCUUAAAAACAACACUAAAACAGAUAAGUAGAUUACAAAAUUCGCAAUUUGCAGGUUGUGAUGGGAUCCAAAGGGCCAACCUGAAAUGAGACUCUCUUUUUUAUCACCCGUCUUAAGAUCAUAGGCUUCUGCGAAUGUCACUUUUGACUUACACAAGCACUAAUGGAAAAUGAGCACUUAGCAUGUGGGCCUUGAAUUGGAGAAUCCACCCACUUUUCUCACACUAAAUGGCUUGCUAGAUCAUUGCUCUCAAGAGGAGAAAUGGAGGUGUUGCUAAAGAUGUAACCCCUUUCCGCAGUCAGUUUGGCGAUCUCUAGUAUGUUCUGAUCAAAGUGACAGCAUGCUAAAUGUGGCUACUGAAGGCGGGAGGGGGAGAAGGGAUUCUCUGCCAGUCUAAAUCUGUGUUAGUGACCUGUGUUUUAGUGCAUGUAGCGUUGCCUCUGAAGUAAGGUCAGCGACACCAUCAAAACUGUGAACUUUGUUCCCUCAGAGGAAUCUCUCUGUACUGUAUCGCUAGGUUUAGUCAGCACUGUUGUCAUAGACCAUAGGAAUAGACGUAAAUACGAUGUCAUCAUGCGUCAAUGUUUGCCAUGUGAAAAACAAGCUUUCCAGUAUGUUGAUAUUUUUUUCUGUUUUUCUUUUUCGUGGAUUUACAGCAAAGUAAAUGCAGGGGUUGAAUGUCAUAACAAAUGUUCUCCAGGGUUUUUUUCACUGUACAGCAUGCACAAAGCACAAACCAGAUAAAGAUUCUAGACCAAGAUUUUGUUAUAUGACUAUUGUAUUUAUUCAAUAACACUUAAUUGAUGCAUUGACGCUAAAUUAAUCACUUGAGUCACUGCUUGAUUGAACAAGGUCUGUAUUUUAAACAUCUGCACUUCACGUGAUCAUUUGCAUGUCUGCUAUAUAUUUGUGGUGAUGUGUUUGUGAACUGUGGUGCCAUUUCCUUUCAAAGUGAUCUGUUUUAGUCCAAGUGGAGUAGGUUGUGAACUAAAUAUCCACACUGCUCCCUCCUGGCAGUGGCCUCUCCUUGCACCUCAGCUGAGAUAUUAAUGGUUACUGUUUCAUCAAUACGCCUGUAUAAUAAGAAAUCUAAUUCAUGUCUUCAACUCCUCAUGCUGGAGGACACAGCACAGUUAUGUGCAAUGAGUCUUGAAUGAUUAGCUGACACUCCAAACAUUCCAAGUUCAGCUGAUGGUUUGGAACCAUGAACCAUGUCUACUGAUACAAACAAUGAACUUUUAGUUCUCCCACUGAAGUCUGGCCCUAGAUUACCCAUCUUAUCCACUGGUAUGGUUAUACCAACUCUGCUAACAUAAAAGAUUCUUUCAAAAGUCUUAAAGGAUAUGUUACAAUGUGUCACAUAUGUUUUAAAUGCAAAAGAAUAUAAUCUGUCAUGAAUUGACACAUUUUUAACAUGAUCAAGGCUCAGGUGGGCUAAUGCUAAUGCUCUCAUCACUGAUCCAUUAUUGUUCCUAUUUAAUAAAAGUUCCUUUGUCCCACAAGAACAGCUCCCCGUGAUUUAGAUUAGGUUGUUCACUAACUUAAAAUAGCACUGUAUAGCACUUUCAUGAAACAUUUGUAGAAUUUUUGAACAUUUGAAUCCACAUUCGAAUUCAUGGCCUAUAAACAAUUAAUGGCUGGAGAGUUAUGCCUGUUCACUACUAUUGUACCUUAAUGUUGGAAUGUGGAAGUUUUCUUUUCUGUUUGCGACUAAAAAUGCAGAGUCAUGAGAAAUGAUCGCUGCAGAGUCUCAGCACAGAUGUUGUUGAAGGUGGACUAUUCUGGUAAAUUUAUGUAUGUGAAUGUGAAUUUUCUAUGAAACUUAAAUAUUGCUUUAGCUGUCAUAUGAAAGUAAACCUAUUACAUGUGAAAAAUUUUUCAUGGCUGAGUAGUCACUCAGCUGAAUGUUUACUAAAUAUUUGCAAGCUAUUUUCGCACAAGUUUUCGUCACUGUUAAGGUAAUGAAGUCUGUUACAACAUGUGGUGUCCUGUGGUAUUUAUGAAAAAGCAAAUGUAUGUGAUGUAUCAUUUGUAUUGAAAUAAAUUAUGUACAUGUUGCAUGUAAUGUCCUCA